UCUCGCCCGUGGCCGAGGCCGUUACUGUUGCCUCCGCGCGGCUCUGGCGGCGGCGGCGGCUCUGGCGGCGGCGGCGGCUCCCGGGGCUCGCGGAGGGCAGCGGGCCGCCCCUCGCCCGUGGCCGCCUGGAGCAGCCGGGCGCUGGGACCGGGGAGGCGAGACGGCGGCGGCGGCGGAGGCGGCGGGUCGUGCCCGGCCCCCCUCUACGCCUCCAGCCCCCGGGCGACUGCGGACGCCGGGCAGCCCCCGGGCGGCGGCCGAAGCGGCCGAGCGGACGGCCGGGGAUGGCGAGAUAGCGGCGCGGGAGCGGCCCAACUGACUACAUUGCACAGAUGAUGGACAUUUCCUUAUGUUUGAAACGACCAUCCCGGAUGGCGGGCAGUGAAAGAAUGAGGAUGACUUCGAAUUUCCAGUGGCUCUUAUUAACGGUUCUUCUUCUAUAUUUAAUGAAUCAAGUAAACAGCCAGAAAAAAAGGACUCCUCAUGAUUUGAAGUGUGUAACUAACAAUUUACAAGUGUGGGACUGUUCUUGGAGAGCACCCUCUGGAGCAGGCCGGGGUGCUGCUUAUGAAGUUUGCAUUAAAAAUGGGUCCCAUUCCUGUUAUCGAUCAGAGAAAAAUAUUAAAAUCCCAGCUCUUUUACCUGGUGAUCAUGAAAUAUCAAUAACCGCUUUACAUAAUUUUGAAAGUCCUAUAAGUAAAUUCACACUAAAUGAAGAAAACGUUUCCUUAAUUCCAGAUGCUCCAGAGAUCUUGGAUUUGUCUGCUGAGUUCUCAACUUCUACAUUACACCUAAAGUGGAAUGACAAGGGUUCUCUUUUCCCACAUCACUCAAACGUCAUCUGGGAAAUUAAAGUUCUACGUAAAAAGAAUAUGGAAAUUGUAAAAUUAGUGACCCACAACACAACUCUGAAUGGCAGGGAUGCAGUUCAUCACUGGAGCUGGGCCUCAGACAUGCCCUUGGAGUGUGCCACUCACUCUGUGGGGAUUCGAUGCUACAUUGAUGAUCUUCAGUUCUCUGGUCGCAAAGAGUGGAGUGACUGGAGCCUACUGAGGAACAUCUCUUGGUCUCCUGAUUCUCAAACUAAGGUUUUUCCUCAAGACAGAGUGAUACUUGUAGGUUCAGAUAUAACAGUAUGUUGUGUGACUCAAGAAAAAGUGUUAUCAGCACAGAUUGGCAGUACAUACUGUCCCCUUAUCCAUCUUGAUGGGAAAAAUGUUGCAAUCAAGAUCCGUAAUAUUUCUGCUUCUGAAAGUAGUGGAACAAAUGUGGUUUUCUCAGUAGAAGAUAACAUGUUUGGAACAGUUAUUUUUGCAGGAUAUCCCCCUGAUAUUCCUCAACAACUGAACUGUGAAACAUAUGAUUUAAAAGAGAUUAUAUGCACUUGGAAUCCAGGAAGACCAACAUCCUUGGUGGGCCCACGCAAUACAAGUUACACUUUGUUUGAAAGUUUUUCAGGAAAAUAUGUUAGAUUUAAAAGAGUUGAAUUGCCCACAAAUGAAAGCUAUCAGUUAUUCUUUCAAAUGCUUCCAAAUCAAGAAAUAUACAAUUUUACAUUGAAUGCUCGAAAUCCUCUGGGUCAAUCAGAAUCAACACUUUUAGUUAAUAUAACUGAAAAAGUUCAUCCCCAUAUUCCUACCUCGAUCAAAGUGAAGGAUGUUAAUUCAACAGCUGUUACACUUUCCUGGCAUUUACCAGGCAGCUUUGCAAAGAUUAAACUGUUAUGUCAAAUUGAAAUUAAUAAAACCAACUCAGUACAUGAAUUGCGGAAUGUCACAAUAAAAGGAGUAGAAAACUCAAGUUAUCUUGCUGCUGUGGACAAGUUAAAUCCAUAUACCAUAUAUACUUUUCGGGUCCAUUGUUGUACUGACCCCUUCUGGAAAUGGAGCAAAUGGAGCAGUGAAAAACAGUAUUUAACAACAGAAGCUAUUCCUUCAAAGGGACCAGAUACUUGGAGAGAGUGGAGUUCUGAUGGAAAAAAUUUAAUAAUAUAUUGGAAGCCUUUACCCAUUAAUGAAGCUAAUGGAAAAAUACUCUCCUAUAAUGUAUCAUGUUCCUCAGAGGAGGAAACUCAAUCCCUUUCUGAGAUUCCGGAUCCUCAACACAAGGCAGAGAUACAACUUGAUAAAAAUGACUACAUCAUCAGCGUGGUGGCCAAAAAUUCUGUCGGCUCAUCACCACCUUCUAAAAUAGCGAGCAUGGAAAUUCCAAAUGAUGAUCUCAAAAUAGAGCAGGCUGUUGGAAUGGGAAAAGGGAUUCUCCUCACUUGGAAUUAUGACCCCAACAUGACUUGCGACUAUGUAAUUAAAUGGUGUAACUCAUCUCGGUCUGAACCCUGCCUCAUGGACUGGAAAAAAGUCCCUUCAAACAGCACUGAAACUGUAAUAGAAUCUGAUCAGUUUCGACCAGGUGUAAGAUACAGUUUCUUCCUGUAUGGGUGCAGAAAUCAAGGAUAUCAAUUACUGCGUUCUAUAAUUGGAUAUGUAGAAGAAUUGGCUCCAAUUGCUGCACCAAAUUUUACUGUUGAGGAUACGUCUGCAGAUUCGAUAUUAGUGAAAUGGGAAGAAAUUCCUGUGGAAGAGCUUAGAGGCUUUUUAAGAGGGUAUUUAUUUUACUUUGAAAAAGGAGAGAGUGACACAUCUAAGAUUAGCAGUUUAGAAUCAAGUCGUUAUGACAUAAAGGUUAAGAAUAUUACUGACUUAUCCCAGAAGACACUGAGAAUUGCUGAUCUCCAAGGUAAAACAAGCUACCAUCUGGUCUUGCGAGCCUAUACGGAUGGAGGGAUGGGCCCAGAGAAGAGCAUGUUUGUGGUGACAAAGGAAAACUCUGUGGGACUGAUCAUUGCCAUUCUCAUCCCAGUGGCAGUGGCCGUCGUUGUUGGAGUGGUAACGAGUAUCCUUUGCUAUCGGAAACGAGAAUGGAUUAAAGAAACCUUCUACCCUGAUAUUCCAAAUCCAGAAAAUUGUAAAGCUUUACAGUUUCAAAAGAGUGUCUGUGAGGGAAACAGUGCUCUUAAAACAUUGGAAAUGAAUCCUUGUACCCCAAAUAACGUCGAGGUUCUGGAAACUCGGUCAACAGUUCCUAAAAUAGAGGAUACAGAAAUUAUUUCUCCAGUAGCUGAGCGGCCAGAAGACAGCUCUGAUGCAGAACCCGAAAACCACGUGGUUGUGUCCUAUUGCCCACCAGUCAUUGAGGAAGAGAUAGCGAACCCAGGAGCAGACGAAGGCGGGGGGGCCUCACAAGUCAUUUACAUUGACAUCCAGUCCAUGUACCAGCCGCAGGCAAAACCAGAGGAAGAACCCGAGAAUGGCCCUGUAGGGGGGACAGGCUAUAAGCCACAGAUGCGCCUCCCUGUUCCUUCUACUGUAGAAGAUCUGGCUGCAGAUGAUGACUUAGAUAAAACUGCAGGUUACAGACCUCAGGCAAAUGUAAAUACUUGGAACUUAGUAUCUCCAGACUCACCUCGGUCCACAGACAGCAACAGUGAGAUUGUCUCCUUUGGAAGUCCGUGCUCCAUCAGCUCCCGACAAUUUCUGAUUCCUCCCAAAGAUGAAGAUUCUCCUAAAUCUAGUGGAGGAGGGUGGUCCUUUACAAACUUUUUUCAGAACAAACCAAAUGAUUAACAGUGUCCCCCCCUCCCGUCACUGCAGUCCGCCAUCUCAAUAAGCUCCCGUUGCUAGAGUUGCUGCGUCAGCACUGGGCGCCUUGGAGGGAUCCUGUGAAGUGUUGCUAGUGAGGUGGACUUCACUCGUGUAAGUUACACUAAAAGUGUUAAUGUGCUUUUAAUGUGGUCUCAAAGCCAAAGUACAGUAACUCAGAAAUUCGGUCCACACAACUCACGAUUUGGAGCUGUUUGUGAUUCGAGCCAAAGAGUUCUCACGUUGCUCUGCCUUCAAGAAGCGUCUCAGUAACGAAUACUGCCUGGUCCACGUGUGCAAAACAAACCCCACAGCAGCUGUAUUCUGUUCUGUUGUUCAUCAGGUUUUCUCAUGCAUAUACUUUAUGGAAUCGCAAGCAGGUUUGCAGGCAAGGGAGAAAAAUGUCAGAGUAUCAGAUGGUGUUUAUUUGCCUGACAUUUGCUCCAUUCUAGAUGAAAACCAAGCACAGAUUUUAAAACUUUUAACACUAUUCACUAUCCACAGCAUUUAAGAAAAUUAAUAUAAUUUUUAAUGUAUCAGUAGCAACAGCUAUUUAGUGUUUUGUUUGAUAAAGUAUGCUGAUUUCUGUGCCUACUGUAUAAUGGUUAUCAAACAGUUUUCUCAGGGGUACAAACUUGGAAAACGAGCGUAACACCGACCAGCUCAAAUCAGAAUCAUGUUUUCUUGCUUUGGUAGGUUUUUCACACUGUUCCAUUAUUUUUUAGCUUUUAUGCUAGCUUUCCUUAUUAGGUGGCCCUAAUAUUUAAAACUAAAUUUCUAAGACUACAGAUCUUAAGUUUUUUUUUUUAAAAAUGUGUUUUUUGUUUUGUUUUGGUGACAGUGUCAGCUUUAUAAAUAUAUGAGCAAAUUCAAUAUUAUUCAUAAACAUAUAGUUCCAGUGACUUACUAUUUGAGACGACUACUAAGCAAUACCUGGCAGCAUUAGCUGUCUUUAUGGUUCGGGUUGGCCUCAGUUCCUCCUGAGAAGACCAUGCUUUGAGCCCCAGUUGCCCAGGCAGUGACGGUCUCUGACACCUUCUAGCAGGUGUUCCUUCUCAUCGCGCAUCUUAGCAGUUCCUCCCUCUUAAAGGAUCAUCCGUCCAGACUAUUUGAUUCAGUCCUUAAAUUUUAACAUAUAAAACUAAAAAGAUAAUGCUUCUUACAGGGACAGUUACUCAAGGGCUAUUUUACGUGGAAUGUCACAAGACAGCUUUGACUCCACGGGCAUCCCUGUACUGAAGGUACAGCAGUUGCUCUGGGAGCUCUCCAGAGUCGUGUCCUCACAGCAUCCUCUGCCCACCCCUGGUUUUCAUAAGUGUUGUCUAGAAUGAAUGUGGUUCUUGGAAAAGCAAACUGAAAAUCUAAAAAGUGUAUAUUUCCCCUGCCCUCAGGUUGUCUAUGUAUUUUGAGAGUUAAGGCAAAAGUGCUUGAAAAUUUGGAAGAUCCGAAGAAGUCAAGAAAUGCCUUUUUUUUUAAUCAUAUGAGGUUCUGUAAUGUGUUUGCACAUAAUGGAUUGGUUACUUUUUUUUUUAGCCCAUAAUGUAUUGUUGUAAAAGCCAUGUUGUCGAAAAAAGCCACAACAAGGGUGACAAGGGGCAAAAUCUAUUCAAUAGAUACUCUGUUUAUGAAUCCUAAUUUUAAUUGCUGGGAUUCAAUUAAAUUCCUGAGCUUCCUGAUAUAUGAACAUGUGGAGUGAAAUACAAUUAAUUAUGUGUACAAAUAGCAUAGUAAAACUACACAGUAGCUCACAGAAGUUUUCAGCAUUGAAAAUCGUAUCAAACCAGAGCCACCAGUUUGCUCCAUCCUCUUAUUUCCCCUGUUGGCCUCCUUCCCUUUGCUUCCACCCCAGACACGCAGACCUGGGCCGCCUUCUCUCCCUGCAGAAGCUUGUUGCUACCACACCCCUCUUGCCCCUAACUCAUGCCUUUUUCCCCAUCGAAACUAGUCGAUCCUGUACCUCGUCUCUUUAGGAUAAGUGCUGGUCACGGUGGACGUUUAUUGCUAUAAACUCCACUAACCUGAGAUAAUGGGAAAAAGCCAGAAGAGAUUGUUUGAUCUCUGUCACUAAUGCAUAUGCGUUUCAGUGUGACCAUUUUUUGUAUCCAGAGCCUUGUCUAACCUACAUAACAACUCAUUUUUUUGGUCAGUGGUGAAUAUCACUGGGGCUUUUGAGUCCCCCCACUCCGUCCAAGACUUCACAGCUUUUUCUGCAUGAAAAAAAUUCAGAGUGCAGCUCACGUGUCCCCUGCCUCUGGAGGUCCACACACGGGUCACUGGGUUAAUGAGAAGCAGAGUCUGGCUCAGUUGGUCUGGGCAGGCUCCAUGUAACUCGUGAUAUGCUUAAAAGAGUGUGGUUUAGGUCCGAGGUCAAAACAGGUUUCCUUACCCUUCCCCGUUGAAUUGAAGACAGCCAGACCUGCUCUGCAGAUGGGAAGUGAUUACUUCCCAAUCCCCGCCCCACCUGGGUACGUGGGGAUGGGGGGGGGGGGGUGCGGGGAGGGAGCCAGGGAGAGAGAAGACACACUCUGUUACAUAUCCAGUUGUUUGUGGCACUGGAGACCCUGGUGAGCGUGCACUGUGUCAGUGCCAGGACCAUGCGCACAGGUGAAAGGUGGUCUAAUAGGGCCUUGCUCUGUCCAGUCAGAUCAGCUCCUCUUUGUGGAGGAGGGCUAACUAAAGGCUGCUUAGAAAGGGAGGGUAGAUGUGUUCCCUCCAGCCCUUGCUGACUGGGAGAAUAAUUGAGAAACCCCUCUUUCCUACUAAAGUUUCCAACUAAAGCUCAAUCAUUGGUUAGAAAAUUCUAAAUGUCUGAAGUAGAAAUCUAUCCCAUUAUGUCUUGAUUAUUGCUGUGUAAAUGAUAGAUUUUCACAUUUCCUACAAGCCAGUUAACUUAUCACAAGCCAGUUUGAAAUCAAGCUUCCCUUGUGAGGCAUGGAGAUCCUGGAGGUCAUCGUGACCGCAUUUCUCUUGUGAGUGGCCAUCUUAAAUAAAACAUAUUUAACAUAAAAGUAUUCUUGGAAGACAGCUUGGCUUUUGACAUUAGAUAGACCUUGUGAAUUCCGUAUUGCAUGGGCCAGCCUCCACAUAUGAUUGAAGCCUUCAGUGUCCUGAACCUGUAGAGAAGCCUGGGUUUGACACUGUGGCCCAAGUAUCUGGAUAGUUGCAUUGGCUUUUUAUGUGCUUAGGUGACAGAGGUGCUUUGUCCCUGCAGCUUAGACACAAAGGCAGCCAUUCAUCAAAUAGUUUAAGGGCACAAGUUUCAGCCUCAUCUUCCAUACCAGCAUUGCUUUCACAGCUCGUGGAUCUGAAGGAUUGCAUUUAGAACAUCUAGUCCUUUUGCACUCACAAACUGUGGUAAAAGUCACAUUCUUAAACCUUCAUGCAACUUGUAUUCUUGUUGGAAAUUAGUCCUGUAAUUUCUUAAUUGUCUUCAUACCGUCCAGUACAGCCCUUUCUGUCUUUGAAUAAUUAGAUGUAGUUUAGUGAAGGAGAACAUUUUCUUCCAAAAGGAAUUUAGAAUUCUAAAUUAGAAUUUAGAAUUUAGAAUCAAUUUUAUGAUAGUUUGAAAUGAAAGUACUCCCCUAACCUGUCAACAUGCAGAAAAUAUUAUCUCAAAGUUUUCUACAACUCAGGCACAUAAUCUGCUGAGACUUUUUUUUUCUAUUUAAUCUGAAGUAAUUUUUACUGUUUUCUGUUUUGAACCAUGUUAAAAUUUGUGUCUUUUAUAAAAUGCCUUUUCCCCCUUAUUUUGAAAGUAUAAAAUUGGGCAUCUCAAAAGUCAACUGUGGGAUCAUUAGCUAAUCACUAAGACUAGGCACAUAAUGGAAAUUUCAGUCAGUUUUUUAUUGAUUUAGUUCCAUCUCAGGAUGUGCAGAUUCAACAGAGUUUUCCUGAAGGGUGCUAUAUGUCAAGAUCUAGCUUGUGUAGAUCUGAAACUAUUGGCUUGAAGAUUCAAAUCUACCCUAGAAGUAACUCCACAGUUUGAAUGAAAACUUGAGAAAGACUCAUGCAAAAGCAUCACCAAAUAUCUUAUUCCAACCUAAUUUUAAGCAGUCACAGUAUCUUUUUAUUUUAUGGGUACACAAGGGUGGGACACGUUCGUACCAAACAACAAGUGUCUCUAGCAAACGAACAACACACUGAUGUGUGAGCUUAACAGACUAGGAGAAGCUCUCAUUCUCCUGAUAAACUCUUUCUCAAAGAAUUUAUUUUAAACUGGUAUUUCCUGCUGAAACAAAGUUUCGUGGUACCAUUGCCCGUCUUAUUUUUCAUAUCCAGAAGAAAAUCUUUCACAAAAGAAAAUGAUUUGUGACUAAACUUACUGGAAAUGCAGCUCUUAGACAUGGCCUUAGAAUGUCAUUGGAAAUGACUUAUUUUGAAUUUGGCCUCUUUAUACCUCCAUGGAUUAUGUACCAAGGCUAUUAAUAUUUAAACCUCUUACUUCAAUAGGGUGGUGAAAUUUUUAUUCCUUUUCAGUUAGUACUUUUGUCUUAACUAUUACAUGACCAUGUUCAUGCUAAUUAUGAUACAAAGGAACUAUUUUUAAUGCUGGUAAUGGAUUAAAGGAUAACAUUCUAUGAAUUGAAAUGUCAGGCUUUAAUGAAUAUGAUGAAAUUUCAGGGUGUGUGAUUUGAAUAUAUCCAAAUCCCUAUAAUUAUGAUGCUGAGUUAUGACAUGAUUCUAUCAUUUUAAAUCAUGGGUAGCAUUUGUUUCUCCCUGUUAAAAUGUUAAUAUUUUGGAUUAUAAGGGUCCAUGUUAUCAAGAGAAUUUACCUGUGCAAGACAAAUCCUAACUGUGCAAAAUUUUUAUGAAAAUUAAAAGUAAUGUUUUUAAGAGGGAAACCCUCUGAAUUUUUUUUUCCUGUCUGCAAGUAAGUGCCUAGUUGAAGAGACAUAGAAACAAUAAAUUCAAAAGCUCUUAAAUAAGUAAACUGUGACUGAUUGAAUAGUAACCGAAUACAAAACAGUAAUAACAUAUUACUUUUUGGUUGCUAUAACUGAAUACCCUAAAAACUGGGAGAUGUGAAUGGGGGAAAAUGAAUGUUUAAUUGAUAAGGAAUUGAUCUUUAUUACAUUUACAUAUAUCUUGUAAGAUUUGCAGGAGCCAAUCAGAACUUUAAAACAAACAAAAAAACUAACAACAGAGAUCUUAAGCUGCACUUAAGCCAGAAAUACUUUGUGUACCUGAUUGAAUGGCUCACUUAAAUGUAUUGAAUUUCUUCAUACACUUAAAACAUACUUCCCUUAAGAAUUACUCCAUUUUAAAUGGGUAACUUUCAAUUUCUGAACUUACUGUUUUUCCUAAGCAUUCCGAUGGUAUAUUAUAAAAGAUCAAGAGAUUUCCAGGUGGUAAUGAAAUUUUAAUUAAAAAACAUGGAUAAAUUAACUUGGUUUAAUCUUAACAUUCGUUUUUUUUGUAGUUUAUUGUAGAAAACAAUACUGAAUAAUGAUCCUCAUAAAAUUUUUUUCAAAUUACUCUGUCCCCAGUUUGAUUUUCAAUACUUUUUGCCCAUUAUUUGAUAUAUCCUUCAAUUUAAUUUUUUCCUUCCAACAUAAUGUUUCAAAAAAUGUGAAUACAUUAUGAAUACAACAUACAAAAAGAAAUCCUGUUCCAUUUACUGUUGUGGAAGGGUAGGUAUUAUAUGAUACCCUGGGAUUGGGAUUUGUUUUAUCCGAUUAUUUUCUCCAAAAGGAGCAAGGCUUUUUCUUACAUUUCAAUUCAGAAUUGCUUGAAAAAGACUGGCCUGGAUAGAGAGACAUCCUAAAUUUGAGAUGGUGCCACCUUAAGGUAUGUCCAAAGGUAAAGUCAUUUUAGAGCACUCAACUUUCCUAGUAGAAGUGUGUUACCUUUCCUUCACUUUCAUUAGCCAGCCACAAGUCAGAGGUCCUUACAAUGCUAGGAAGUUACCAUUUUUUACUUUCAAAAUUGCAUUAUAGUGAAUUACUGUUUACAAAAUACACAUACUGUGAACAGAUAUGUUUUUGUCUUUUAUAAGGUUGUUUGUAGAAUGAGUGUUUUUUUAAAGGGGAUGUUAUAUGUUAAAUAUUUUUCAGUUUUUUAUAAAUACUAGUAACUGUUUACUAAUUUUUCUUUGGUCAGGUGUGUGCAAAUGUAGCUGAAAGAUAGGGAGAAACUGCAAAUCCAAAACUGUUUCAUUUUUCAUUUCUUACAAUGUUACCACUACAGACUUUUUUUCUCAAUCUGAAUGAUCAGUUGUGAUGUUCUGUCCUCAAAAUCGUGCUUAAUCAUAUCAGGAAACAUUUAAAUAUACAUAUGCAGGAAGCAAACUAUAGAUUGCCAUGUAUUUGUGUGAUUCAGUCUGAUUCACAGAAUUCUGAGUUUAAUAUGAAAUAAAACAACUCCACUUACAGAAACAACAACUGAAGUAUUUUCUGCCUUAUGAAAAUUUGGAGAUUAUGUUGCUAUUAGAAGGAAAGAUUUGGACAUCUUAUAUCACUGUAUAAUUUCAGAAUUUAGUUUCCAUAUCUUUUGGGAAACACGGUUAUAGCAAGAACAUAGAAUGUAAGCAACCUAUUACUAAGACACCUUAAAUGUAAAACUAGUAUGCUUGGCUGUUAACUCUAAAGAUGUUACUUAUGUUUGUUUUUAAAACAUGCAUGUAUUUAACAAUUUUAUCAUAGUAUUGUCAUGGAAAAAAUAAAUAUAUUUUCUUAC
This is a messenger RNA of Hippopotamus amphibius kiboko, 10313 nucleotides long. It is a transcript of the gene LIFR, whose product is annotated as LIF receptor subunit alpha. Gene Ontology annotation, biological process: cytokine-mediated signaling pathway; positive regulation of cell population proliferation. Gene Ontology annotation, cellular component: signaling receptor complex; membrane; external side of plasma membrane. The record is from RefSeq and is a predicted model, not a curated record. Bases 333 to 3623 code for a protein of 1096 amino acids. NCBI's taxonomy places the organism in Eukaryota, Metazoa, Chordata, Mammalia, Artiodactyla, Hippopotamidae. Gene Ontology annotation, molecular function: leukemia inhibitory factor receptor activity; oncostatin-M receptor activity; ciliary neurotrophic factor receptor binding. The transcript has 20 exons.